Messenger RNA from Prunus avium (sweet cherry), 599 nucleotides. RefSeq names its product zinc-ribbon domain protein. NCBI's taxonomy places the organism in Eukaryota, Viridiplantae, Streptophyta, Magnoliopsida, Rosales, Rosaceae. The record is from RefSeq and is a predicted model, not a curated record.
CCUCUCUAUCAAUUUAAACCCAAAGCGACAAACCGUGCGAAAACAAAAGAACAAUAAAAUUCAGAGAGAGAUUUUGAAAAAUUAGAAAGGAGAAAAUGUUCUUCUUCUUCGCUGGAGGAGUGGAGCAGCAGGUCCGGCAGGUGCUUAAAUCCAGUGCGGGCAGGUGCAUAGUGUGCAGGUCGCCGGCGGAUCUGGUGGACUACGAGAAGGUACUGAAGGUCUUCUUCGUCCCCGUAUGGCGGUGGCCCGGAAAGGAGCCUGUCAUGCACUGUAACAAUUGCAACCUCUUCUUCCCUCAGUCGUACUCUCUGCCGCCUCCGAAGACCGCCGAUGACUCUGCAGCGGUCUCGGAGGCUCUGCGGUGUCGUUUCUGCGAUCGGGUUGUGGAGCCGGAGUUCAGCUUCUGCCCCUUCUGUGGCUCCGCUCUAUGAACAUCAAUUGGUCCCUUCAUGACUGCUCUGUUUUGUGUAUCUUUGUAAAUUGGAAUAAAAUUAGAUGUUUCAGAAAAUUGGGUUUUGUUCUUCUUCCCAUUUGUGGUAAUGAAAUUGUUGAGAAAUGAAAAUGUAGCAGAAGGAAAUGAAAUUGGUAUCAGUUCGUCA